Molecule: messenger RNA, 936 nt
Organism: Staurois parvus
Lineage: Eukaryota; Metazoa; Chordata; Amphibia; Anura; Ranidae
Source: the annotation of a GenBank genome assembly
AUGUACUCCAUCAUCUGUGCAGCUGGCCUCCUGGGCAACGUGCUGGUUAUUGUUGUGUUUGUCUUCUAUGAAAAGAAAAAGACGCUGACAGAGGCAUUUUUCCUUAAUUUGGCUGUGGCCGAUAUUUUGUUUCUCUGUACGCUUCCAUUUCUGGUCUGUCAGCUGCGCUUCAAGAACUGGAUCUUCGGAGACAUCAUGUGUAAAAUGGUUUUUGGAAUGUACAAAGUGAACCUCUUUACAUCAAUGCUCACACUCACCGCUAUUACCCUCGACCGCUUUGUUUCUAUUGUUAGAGGGGUGAAAGCACAUAAAUACCAACAACACAAGCACAAGUGGGGCACCGUGAUGUGCGCCUUCAUCUGGGUGACCUCGGUGCUCCUCGCUGUGCCACAGUUUAUAUUUUCUAAUGAUAGCAGAGGGUACUGCUCAGACGUCUAUGAUGAUAAGGAGAAGCUGGAGAUAACUGUCUAUUCGUUCCAGCUGAUUGUUGGCUUUUUCCUGCCGUUAUUGAACAUGGUGGUCUGUUACAGUUUCAUUCUCAACACUUUGAUUCGUUCUAAGAGUUUACAGAAGAAGAAAUCCAUCCGAAUCAUCCUGACGCUGGUGGUGGCUUUCAUUGUCACCCAGAUGCCCUUUAAUGUCACUUUUCUGAUCUCAAUAUUGCAUAAACACAGCAACCACAUAACAGACAUAGCAGAAGUCCUGUCAAUACUGGAAGCUGUGGCAUACCUUCAUGCCUGCUUGAACCCAAUCUUAUAUUUCUUUGUUGGCACCAAAUUUAGAAACAACUUCUGGAAGAUGCUGAGAUGUUUCAAAUUGGUUAAAGAAAGGGAAGAGCCAAGCCGAGGAAAUGAAGGAAGUUCCAAAGUCGCUUCUGGUUCUACCCACAUGGAGGUCUUCAGCCUUGUGCAGACUAAUGCCCCGCAUAUACAAUGA